GCCGCAACAGUUAAAACGACAGUGUUUAAAAUUAAAACAGUGUCGCGAAGCUCAAAAGUUCAACAACAUCGCGGGACAAGGAAACGAUGUUGUUUAACUAAGAACGACGCCGAGGGGUGAAAGUUUGACGGCGAGUUAAUUUUAUGAUUAUUUUAGACGGUAUCGUUUAAUGAAAAGUGAUGUCGCGGAAAAGUAAAACGACAUCGCGGUAGUGGUAAGAGUUUGGCCGAAGCCAGCCCGCCAAGCCCAACGACGUCGCAAGAGUAGAGAACGACGUUGUUUGAUGGACUAACAAUGUCGUUGGUUAAACCGGGUCGGGGCAGUUGAGUUGGAUUAUAAAACGGCAUCGGUUGGUGAAAGGCGAUGUCGUGGUAUUGGUGAAACGUCAUCAUUACAUGGACAAGGUUGUAAGUCGUUUCGCCAAGUUUCUGCAAAGCAAGAGCGGUCUCGAGGGCACGUGAUUAUCACGCAACAAGGAGGAAGUUACCUGCACGGUUGAAAGGAAUGAAGACGUGGGAGACAGAGGCGCCAAGGCAGUUACUACGACGGGGAGAAGCGCGAAGUAUAAAGAUUGGGAAGAUAGAGAAGCUCUGGACGGCAAAAUCAAAUCUCAAACUGCACCGUCGCAGAUUUAUCUUUUUUCUCUCUAGUUCGUAGAACUUCUCUGUCAAAGACCUCCUUUGCAGAGUCGUAGUAGUUGUAGUCGUAGUCGCGGAGCUCUCCAGAGGAACCUCCAUAGGAGUAGAGGUAACGUAACUUAGAACACCUGGUUCGAUUUUCUGGUUAUUCGCCGAACACCCUCGUUCGAACAUAGUUUGGAGAGGUGGUGAACGGAAUAACGGUUGUUUGAUUAGAAGUCAAAGGUGUAUCGAUCAAAUCAACAUCGCCGACGCCGGUGGUGGAUAUUUGACGGUCGUCCUGAUUUCUGUUUUAAUCGAUCAAAUCAACGGCGCCGACAUUCGGCGACGGAUAUUUGACGGUUUUGCUGACUGUGUGUUUGUGCUUACUUGAAAACAGCGCGCAUUGAACACGCGAGUUUCGCCAACGAAACAAUAGCACUUUUAAAAAAAUUACAAAAAUAGCACCCAUUGCGUAGAAAUUACAAAAAUAGCACCCUUUUUUAAAAAUCGCAUCCCCUGGUGUGUUUUGUAUUUAAACCGCACCACCAAGGUGCGGUUUAGCUUUCUGGGCCAAAACCGCAUCUUGGCCAUGCGGUUUGCGGUCUGAACUAACCAAAUCGCAUGGCCCAGAUGCGGUCUAGUCCUGACCUAGCAAAACCGCACUUUGGGGAUGCGGUUUUGCUUCUCCAAAACAAACCUCACUCUCAAAGUGCGGUUUUGGCAACACAAACCGCACCCCCCAUGCGGUUUGUGUGUCAAUUAUUUUUCGACACCAGACAUGCAGCCAUGCAAUUUGACAGACGUGGGGUUGCAUGGCAGAUGAAAACCGCACCUUAGAGGUGCGGUUUUCAUUGAUGAUUUUGCCUAUAAAAGGCAGUCCAGGAAAUCUCUUCUCUUCACACCUCUCCUUCUCCCUUUUCAAUUUUCUGUUGUAGCUCCCUAUUUCUCUAGUGUUUUUGCGGUUAAUGUUAACUCGUAAGUUUAUUUUGUAUUACUUUUUAUUGUAAAUUGUGAAUUGUGAUUUUUACGAUAUUAGUUGAACUACUGUUUUUUUGCAGAUGGCAUUCUAAAAGUUCACGCUUGGAUUACAGUGGAAUGGUUACACGGAAGAGAGCGGAAAGGGGGUCACCUACGUCAGUGGCAAUUUUCAGAAAAUAAAGGUCGCUACCAGACCGAUGCUUGAAGACCUCUAUCAAAUGUGUACUAACGCUACUUGCAUGGAUGGCACGAGAAGAGUUGAUCGUAUGGUGUACCGAUAUCCAAACAGAGAAGGCGGGCCAUUGUGGCACGAGGAAUAUCUCAUAACCACUCAGGAUGAGGUAGAUGCAAUGCUCGAAUUCUUGAGGUCCAACAAUCUUUCCAGAGCCGAGAUGUUCGUUUACACCGAGCCGGUCGUAGGUGUUGGAGGUCAUUCUGGAGACGGUCAAACAUCUAGUUUCCAUGGUGGAGGUGAAUUAUAUGGAGAUCAUCCCUACCAAAGUUACCAUGAUCCUCAUUCCUAUUUUCAGUACCAAAAUCAAGGUGAAGGUCAACAUCAAUCUUACCCUUCAUAUGAAGAAGAAGUUCAACCGGACCAUGCCAACCAACCCCAGUACACCUUCCAGUCAGGCAGUGGUAGUUUUCACAACUACCAUUGUGGAGCUGAUGAAGGUGCCUUUCAUGAGCUGGAUCAGAUGGAAGAUGCCCUGCCAGCACCAGUCAGUGACCCCUCCUAUGAACAAGGAGAGAACAACGUCACUACAGACAGCUCCGACCCUCUUGAAGGUGCUGAUGAUUCAGGAUCAGAGUCAAGACUCAGAUAAUGAUGAUGAGGUGGCUCAUGACCGUGUACCAGUCCCCUACUACAAUCACAUUCCAGACGACAAUUGGAUGGUCGAAAACGACAUGGAACCCCCGGAGGUUCCAAUAUGGGGUCCACUCACUGGGUUUAUGAAGGGCCAACAAUUUGGCUCAAAGAAGGAGGUGCGGCAUGCCAUUGAUACCGAAGCAAUGAAUCAGCAUUUUAAAUGGCACACAACUCAUUCUAACACGAAAAGGCUCAUAGUCAGAUGUCGUAAUCAUAACGAGGAUGCAAUGUUAGGAUUCGGGCCAUCAACAGCAAGAGACACGACCAUUGGCUCAUAUCCCGUGCGGUGAACACACACACAUGUGUGUCAUCCAUAACAUCCCAAGGCCAUCGAGAGUUGAAAUCCAGGGUGGUUGCUGCGGCUAUCAAGCAUCUAAUUGAGCAAAAUCCUGACCUGAAGGUGAAAGUCAUAAUCACUGACAUUGCAAGUCGUUAUUGUUAUAUGAUUUACUAUAAGAAGGCGUGGCAUGGAAAGCAGAAAGCUCUGGCCGCCGUAUUUAGUGAUUGGGAAGAAUCAUAUGCAUUCCUUCCCAGGUUGAUUUUGGUACUGGAGGCGUCUAACCCUGGCACUGUUUUCUCCCCUCGAUACCAAGAUGAAGAGGUACAACCGCCAGAGCCAGGUAACAAAUGCCAUUUCAGAUGAAUGUUUUGGGCAUUCAAGCCAUCUAUUGAUGGUUUUGGCUUCAGGACUUUCCUCGGUUAGGGGCACCCCAUUUUUUUCCAGGAUCGUGAAGGACCCUAAAAUACUUCGUCAACCAAGUGAUUGAUACUUGGCCUUUCCACAAUGGUGGCAAGCGAUCCGUCGCAUUAACGCUCCCAUUGGUUGGUACUCUCACCCCCAAAACACUGUGGAUAAAACACUGCCAACCGGUCAUACCGUCACGAUACUCGGGGGGAUGAUCACUCACACACACCGCUUUGUCGUCGAUGGGCAGAUGACUUAGGAUGGCAACGUCCUUGAGUGUGAUGGUGCACUCUCCUUCGCGAAAAUUGAAACAAUGUGUCUCCUUUCUCCAUCUCUCCUCCAAUGCGGUGAUGAGUUGGCGAUCGACUUUUAUGCCUACAAAAUGCCUAAUAGACUCCAACCGUGCCCUUUUGAGAAAGGGCAAGAUAACUGGGUUCCAUGGGAGCUGUCACGAACUUACUCUCGAUCGUGCGGCCCUAGCUCUGAAUUCCGUUAGAGCGCUAGGCAGCCUUUCUCUCAACUCACUUGAAAGCAAAGAACAAGAACAAAGACAAAGGAAAUGG
This is a messenger RNA of Linum trigynum, 3714 nucleotides long. The record is from the annotation of a GenBank genome assembly. Lineage: Eukaryota; Viridiplantae; Streptophyta; Magnoliopsida; Malpighiales; Linaceae.